This is a messenger RNA of Leptosia nina, 507 nucleotides long. The record is from the annotation of a GenBank genome assembly. NCBI's taxonomy places the organism in Eukaryota, Metazoa, Arthropoda, Insecta, Lepidoptera, Pieridae.
AUGCCACAAGAGAACAUAAGACGUGCGUUGGCGUGGUUGCUCGUUUGCGGGCUGGCCGCGCAGGCAUCAGGAACGAAGGAGAUUAUGAAGGACGUCACUCUUGGUUUCGGGGAGGCACUGCAGCAUUGCAGAGAUGAGAGUCAAUUGACGGAGGAGAAAAUGGAGGAGUUCUUCCACUUCUGGCGUGACGACUUCAAAUUCGAGGAUCGCGAAUUGGGCUGCGCCAUCAAAUGUAUGAGCAGCCAUUUCAACCUUCUCACUGAUUCCCACCGGAUGCACCACGAAAACACUGACGAGUUCAUAAAAUCAUUUCCGAAUGGUGAGGUGCUGUCAAAGCAGAUGGUACAGUUGAUUCAUAAUUGUGAGCAGAAAUUUGAUGACAUCGAAGACCACUGUUGGCGAAUCCUGCGCAUAGCUGAAUGUUUCAAAAACUCCUGUGUUGAAGCACAUAUAGCGCCGACAAUGGAAUUGCUCAUGGCUGAAUUUAUCAUGGAAGCUGAAAACUAA